Molecule: messenger RNA, 419 nt
Organism: Momordica charantia (bitter melon)
Lineage: Eukaryota; Viridiplantae; Streptophyta; Magnoliopsida; Cucurbitales; Cucurbitaceae
Source: RefSeq, a predicted model, not a curated record
UGGCUUGGCUUAUUUUUUGAAAUCAUGAACUUCUCGGUCUUUCAUCUUCUAAAGUUGACCACUUUUGACUUGUUCAAUGCAGGCUAGAAUUUUGGCACUUAAUGCAUCAUAUUUUCUCAAGGCGGGUGGCCAUUUUGUUAUAUCAAUCAAAGCCAACUGCAUCGACUCGACCGUUCCAGCAGAGGCAGUGUUUGCAAGUGAGGUGAAUAAGCUAAAGGCAGAUCAAUUCAAACCCACUGAGCAAGUAACUCUUGAACCAUUUGAGCGAGAUCAUGCUUGUGUUGUUGGUAUCUAUCGGGCGCCGAAGAAACAGAAGCCCGCUGCAUAGACUAUCCAAUGAACUAGGAUCUUGAUUAUGUGAACAGUUUAUUGAUUGCUACUGCUAGCUUGUAGGCGGGAUCAUUUUAAAGGGGAGACUA